GCGCGCAGACGACAACACGAAGACAUGUCGUACACUUCGGUGGACUUCGAGGUUCACGGCCGGGUACAAGGCGUCUGCUUUCGAAUGUAUACGGAGGAUGAGGCACGCAGGUUGGGUGUGGUUGGAUGGGUGAGGAACACUCGCCAGGGCACUGUGGAUGGACAGGUACAAGGGCCUACUGAUAAAGUCAGACAGAUGCAGGAGUGGUUAGCCAAGAAAGGAAGUCCAUCCUCACGGAUUACAAAUUGCAGCUUCAAGAAUGAAAAACAAGUGAAAGAACUGGACUUCAGAGAUUUUAGAACCACAUACUGACAAUCUGCUACAUUGUGGAAGGCCCUGGAGCUUUAUUUCGUUGUGAAGAUGUACCUUUCAUCUGUUAGAGUCUUGUAUGGGCUGUGGAAAUGUUUGUAUCUGAUUUUGUGUACAUCAUAUCAGUGGUUCAUCGGACUGUUACUUGUUGGUUUAUCGGACUGUUACUUGUUGCUUAUUAUUUAACAUGGUUUAUUUAUUAUAAGGCAAAGUUAAAAGUGUCUUUCAGGACAACUGUAGUCAAGCAUUUUGUGCCAAUCUUCUCAAAUCUUGUACUGAUGCAAUGGUACAUAUACAUUGCACCUCCGAUACAAGACUUGAUCAUGUCUUUUAAGUCAUCAUGGGUACGUGUAAAACUAAUCCCGUGUGUAGUCUAAUUCGGUCAGUGAAUUUCUGAAGAUUAUGAUGUCAUACAUCUACAGGUAAUUCAAAGUCUUGGGUACCAGAAACGGUUGCUGCUA
Branchiostoma belcheri (Belcher's lancelet) is the source of this 770-nucleotide messenger RNA. RefSeq names its product acylphosphatase-2-like. The transcript has 4 exons. Gene Ontology annotation, molecular function: acylphosphatase activity. Lineage: Eukaryota; Metazoa; Chordata; Leptocardii; Amphioxiformes; Branchiostomatidae. The record is from RefSeq and is a predicted model, not a curated record. Bases 25 to 312 code for a protein of 95 amino acids.